AUGGACGGCUAUGACGAAGUGGAUCGAUCGGACACUGCGCACGCCCUCCUCGACGCCCGGCUUCGCUUCAUCACGAGAGGAGGACCGGCUGGAGAGGCCGGAGGCAGACGAGGGACGACUCGAGUGGACAUUCACUCGUGGGAUGAGGCUCGCACACACACAAUGAGCGACGUGAUGAAGAUGGACGUGCGAUUAGAUCUCUCCAACGGACACACCAUAGGCCUCUCCUUGUCCCGCGGGAUUCAUCGGCUACGAUUCGCCAAGUGCUCGUUAUUAGUAGGCAUUGUGGGGUGCCACCCGACAUGCAGGUAUGCUCGACUGGUUAGGUAA
This is a messenger RNA of Angiostrongylus costaricensis, 330 nucleotides long. NCBI's taxonomy places the organism in Eukaryota, Metazoa, Nematoda, Chromadorea, Rhabditida, Metastrongylidae. The record is from the annotation of a GenBank genome assembly.